AAAGAAUUAGUUAAGCUUCUCUAUUCAGCAGCAGCAAUUUCACCUCAGUCAGUUUGUCAUCACCCAAAACAAAAGCACAUGGGAACAAAAGAUGGUUUGCUGUUUAUUGCUUUUUGGAGAUUUCCAUAAGAAAAGCAAAUAUGGGCAGAGAAGCUGAGGAAUAAAGUGUCUGCAGGACAAAGUUCUUACCUACAAUGUAAAAUUUUCUUUUUCCUUAUAGCAAGAUGCAAUAGUUUUAAGGUGGAACUUGGACAAAAUUGAACUCAGAUCUGAACUGAAAGACACUGGCAGUUUGAGUGCUUCCAGUUCUUCUGGGCAGAAAAAAAAAUGCCAUUCAAGCCUGAAAAGUCAGAUAGAUAAGGCCAGCGUUUGCAGAAGGCAAUAUAUCUACAAGGUGCCACACUUAUCCCUAAUUUCUUCUCCAAAGAGAAGAGAGUAAUCGGGGAUCUCAGACCUUGGAAAAAGGGUUGAUUUGAAGUAGUUGGGGAAAAGCACAUUGCUCCAUCGAGGUGGUAAGGACAAGUUUAUUGCAGCUGGUUGCUUAGCAGGUACUUUGGUUUUUCAUGGAGUGCUGCAGGCGUUUUGAUAUAAGGGUUCUGACUGUUGGCUCUGACAUGGCCUUCAAUCUGUUUUCUUCAAGGCAGGAAUGAGGUUAUGUGUAUUCAGUGAGGGGUUUAGCCACAGGGAAGAUCUGUCCAUUUCAAUAUAUCACUCUAGCUCUUUAGUGUCUGAGCAAUAGCUCUUACUUUGGGAGUGCUUUGGACUGGCUUUAUUGUUUGUCUAGAUCAGAGGGUAAUAGCCUCUGUGUUAGAAAAAAAAAUGAGGUUAUGGGCAACUGCAGAGGAAGAGAAAUAAUGAAAAAUGUUCUUGAGUAGACCACAGGUGAGUAGAAAAUGCAUUUGAAUGCAUAUAUUGACAAGAACCCUGUGGAUUUAAUGAAUUCCCCAGUCCCAAUGCUGUUGACACCUUUUCCUUAGCACAUUUCUCAACUUUUCCCUCUUGCUUGAAGGGGGAAGGACCCUCAGGACUUCACCAUUUCUGUCAGUCUCAGCUAGUUUCUUUGCAGUGUAAUUACUGUACAGAGAAAGAGCAGUCAUGAAAAAAGAAGGAAGAAAUCAAAGUGAGAUGAAAAUGAAGAAAAGCAGGCAAAGGCAGACCUUGUCCUCUCAGAUGAGAGUGACUUGUCUGCUGUUUUUGGUGUGGAAGAUGAAGCUUGGGUGCUUGUUUGUGUGAACCCUAAGCCUGCCUUCCCUGCUUUAAGACCUUCUGCUGGACAAGAGGGAGGUGUUAGAUGUGUGUUAUUCACCCGUCCCCUUGUUCCUCUCAGUGGUUUGCAGGCUGGCUUGCCCAAGUGAAAUGUGUUGGCCGUGCCUGUAACGUGCAUGGCAUUGCUGCCUGGGUAGUAGACAUCAGUGUGUUUUAGAGCUUGGGCUCUGGCUGUAUCUGAGCUGUAACCAAAUUCUUUUCCCAGCACAAACAGAUGCUCCAGCAAAGUCACCGACCUGGAGCCAGCCCAGCAGACACUGCAGCUACUAUGGAUGUGGGUGGCAGUGAGAUGGUAGCUUUGUAAACUAGCUUUAUUUUUAGGGGCCAGGCCCAUGGGACUGGUGAGGCAGGGAAGAUGGCCAACAGGGAAAGAGUUUGACCUGUGCAAUUUGUGCAUUGUCUUCUUCAUGGCAGAAUGGGAGACUUUUCUAGAAGGCAGAGUGGUGUGAUCAGUACGUCCUACCUGUGUGCUGUCAUACUUUCUCCCAGAGGAAACAGUACACACAGUGUAGGGCUCUACCCUGGAAUUGGUAUGGUAAUGUGUGUAAAUACAUUCAGGAGAUGGGAAGGAGGAAAGGAUGCUCUGCUUGAAGAGAGAGAGUGUCUUGUCCCAGUGCAUGAGCUUUUUCUGCCUGAUGUUUUUACCUUGGCAAGGUUUUUUUUUUCUAUUUCACAGCAGCAAGGCUCUUCCCUUACCUCGCUCCAUGCUCUGCUUGCUCCAUCUGUGUGCUUGUCUUUUGAUGUCAGUCACGCUAUCUGAUUUGUAAUGAGGAAACAACGCCUUUUUUUCUGUCGCAUCCUUCCCCCAGUCCUCUGAACACCUCAGUGCAGAAGGAUUGAAUUUAGCCACGGAACAGCAAGCUGCAAAGCAACCUCUCUGGGGCUCUGUGGAGCAGCUGGCAUUUGAGAAAUAAGAGGCAAUGGGGAACAACGUCUUUGGGGAUCACAGCAGUCAGCUGUUACACUCAUUUGCUCUCCAAGUUUAUGACACAAGGAUAGCCAGUGCUGUGUGAGACAAAUGCACUGUCACAUCUUAAAAGCUGGGAAGGUCUGUGUGGGCUUUUCUUCCAUUCAUUAACCAGCCUUUCUCGUUGUCAUGUUCUCGUGCUUCAAAUGAGGAGGCACGUUAGAUGGUCACCUAGGUGGUUCUGCUUAUUAUACCUGAAUCAGCUGUGAUCAGUUGUCGCAGUGCUUCUGGGAGUGCUGCUGUCAGACUACAAGAGCUGCCUCUCAAAAACCCAGACAUGGUUUUCUCCGUAGGCUCAGGACAUCCAAGUCAAGACUUCUGGAGGUGGUGUCUUGUUUUGCUUGGUCCAUUUGACAAUGGAGCUGUCUGAGACCUUUCUGAUCAGGUGUUUUUGGGGCUGCACUGACUUUACUGCUAGGAGAUCUCAGUGCUUGCCCUGUGAUUGUCUUACCAUAGGAACAUAGCUUUGGCACAAUUUUUAUCAAGUGGUACUUUUCCUAGAUUCAAUGUCAAAUAGCUACAUCAGGAUUUAACCUGGAUCUCACACAGCUUUGAUGGCGACCCUCUGCUUUCCAGCUUUUUCCUCUUUUCAGUUGAUUCCUGCUGCUGUCUGGUUUUGCAGGGAAAGGGGAGAUGGGUUCUGUGGACCAUGGAGGUGUCAGCCUGAAGGACACUGUGUUGGCUGAGCUGUGCUCUUGCUGAUUUAUUCAUGUGUCUGGCUCAGCUGUCUGCAUUUGCUGUUGCCUCAGGAGGGAUUUGAAACCUCUCCUUUAUAGACCUCAAAGGUAACAGUAGUAAAAGCAUAUUCUGAGACACAGUACAGGGACUGAAGGAGAGUGUGGGCACACACGGGGUCAUAUCUCUGUCUUUUGCUAUUCCGCGUUCCUCCAAUCCACAGAAGAAUUUUUCUUCAAGGAAUAGACUUUUCAGAAUCUCAGCUUUCACAUGUGCUGGUGGUUCUCCUGAAAAUGAUGGCUUGCAUUUGUACUGCCUCAGUCCUUAAGCACGAAAAGAGACAGGAGCGCAGGAAGACAGCCGGCAGACUUGGCAGAGACAUCUGUCAUUUCACAUAACACCCAAGCUUCCUAAAGUGGGUCAGUAACUUUGGAAGUCACAGACAUCUGGAAACGGCAGUGACACGGAUGAAGUCUGCUCAGCCUUCAGGCUGGCUUUUAGGCCUGUUCAGACAGAAGGGAAAUGGUUGGCAGGAGGAGCACCUGCAGAGCAUGAGUUAGCCAUCCCAGUGCUCAGGAUCCUGCUGGACCUGGCUAGCUGAUGCAGCCUUUUGGAGCUGGAAAAGUUCCAGGCAAAGAAACAGGAUGCACAGAAACAGUGCUUUUGGCAUUGUUCAUGUCAGGUGCUGAGGACUAAAAACACAGCAGCCUUUUCUCUCCAAAGAUCACACUGGAGGAAAGCCAGUGUAUAUCAGGCAUUCACAGUUUUUUCAGCCUUCAGGAUUACAGAUUAAGUCAAGUUUCUUGUUUCUGUGCUAGGUAGCCUCUGGCUUCAGAGGCUCCAUCAAAUUUGAGACUGGGAAGCAUUUCCUACCUAAGAUCAGAAUUUACUUUCCAUGCCUCUGUUACUAAACUGAGCAGGAAGCCUGGUAGGAAACACUCCUGGAAGUAUUUGCCUGUAGGAUUUGGGUACCAGUUCAGUUAGGAAUGUACUGAUGUUUGCAAAACUUUCUUUUCCAGAAAGAGUAAACUAGUGGAUCCUGGGAAAAGCUAAUCCCCUCUGAGUUUGUGUCCAUUAACCAUGCUUGUGGCAACUGCUGUUACUCAAUUGAUUACUGUUGCUGGUUGCUCCUUCGCUCUUAUUAAAUGGCAUUUUCUGAUUGCAGUCUGCUAGAUGGUUUCUUGGCUUUAGUUUUGCUCGUGUAAUAACUCCUGCUUUCCUGCCAGCUCCAAAUUCACUGCCUGGGGUAAUGCUUUUUGGCUGUUCGAAAAUGGAUAUGAAAAGGUAUCCAUUUAAUUACACAAUAUCUCAGUAUAAAUUGCCUGCAUGCAUAGUGUGGGAGUCUGUUCCCUGCUGCAAAUUAGCUUCCCUGCUCUCUGUCCAUUUUUGUUGGGGAGAGGUGGGAUCCGUGUUCUACUGAUGCCAGUGCUGGUUUUUCACCCUUAUUUGUGCUUACCCCCAUAUCCACUGGCAGAGAAGUUCUGUAGGAAACCUGAAUGCUGUUUUUGGAGGAAUGUAUCUGUGAGCAGUGGAAUUAAUAAAGCUUUUUGUCCUGUACUGCUGGCCCUUCCAGUUGAAUUCCUUGGGGGGUCUGUUAGGGUUUAUUUGGAUGUUGUAGCAGCGUGAAAUUCCUCUGAAGACUCCCAGUACCUAAAAGGUGUUUGAGUUGAUUUGCUAUCUUUUCUAUCUCCAAGACUCCUUGGUAAUAGGAAAUUAUUUUUCUCUCCAUCCACCUGUUUCCAUUACAUUAACAUCCCUGAAACUGUUUCUCUUCUGUCAGAUUUAGUAGAAAUUAUGCUGUGUAACCUAGCAUAUGUGAGCACAGAAUAAAUUUUCUUGUUUCUGUAGCAAGCCAGGUUCAAAAGACUUUUUUUUACCUUGCUGGUGUUCUGGGGUGGGUAGGAUAAAAAGCCAUCCACACACAGAAAUGAGGUGUGGAGCAGAUCUGUCUGCCUCUGCCUGUUGCUGACUGGGGCCUCAUGUGCUGAACUAAGCCCGGUUUUCAGUAAUUGCUGUUCCCAGAACUCAGCAGGCUGGAGGCGGGUGGAAGGAAGAUAAACAUCAGAGUUCAACAUCCAGACAAACACAGCAGAGCACACAAUAAAUACAUCCACCCCGAAAUGCAAAAACAUCAGAGGAGGUUCCUGCCCCCAGGGCUCCGAGCAGAGCAGGCUCAGGCAGGAGAGCAGCAGGAUGAGGUGAGUGCUGUCACAGCAACCUGCCUGCUCCUCUGGCCACCUGGGCCUGAAGAGGCACGAGUGCUGCUUCUCUUGCUAGCUGUGCUUUGUGGUGGAGUAAACAGCAGCAUUGUGCUGCAGAAAAUGUAUGGGAGGAUCACAUCUCCUAACUUCCCCGGUACCUACCCAAAUCACAAGGAGAGAACGUGGAAUGUUACCGUCCCCAGAGGAUAUGCUGUCCGCAUCUACUUCACCCACUUCAACCUGGAGCUGUCCUACCAGUGUGAAUACGAUUACGUGAAGCUAAGCUCCAAUGGGAAGACCUUGGCCACGCUGUGCGGAAGGGAUAGUACUGACACUGAGGAGGCUCCAGGCAACAAAACAUACAUCUCUACUGACAACACCCUCAUGGUUGUAUUUCGGUCUGACUACUCCAAUGAGAAGCCGUUCACGGGCUUUGAGGCCUUCUAUGCUGCUGAAGAUAUCGAUGAGUGCAAACAGCUGUUUGACGGUGAGCCCCUCUGCAAUCAUUUCUGUCACAACUAUGUGGGGGGCUACUAUUGCAGCUGUCGGAUUGGGUACAUACUGCAUGAGAACAAGAGGACGUGCACAGCCCAGUGUCAGAACCAAGUUUUUACUCAAAGAACUGGAGAAAUUGCCAGCCCUGACUAUCCAGCACCUUAUCCCCCAUUCAGCACCUGCAGCUACAGUAUCCAGGUAGAAGAUGGCUUUCUGAUCACAUUGGAAUUCGUGGAGACCUUUAAUGUGGAGGCACACCCUGAGGUGCUGUGCCCCUACGAUGUACUCAAGAUUGAAACACACAAAAAGCAGUUUGGCCCAUUCUGCGGGAAGACUUUGCCUGCAAAAAUUGAGACACAGACCAGUGUUGUAAAUAUUACUUUCAUAACUGACAUGUCAGGAGCACACACUGGAUGGAAGGUGAAAUACACAGCAGCAGGUUUGCCGUGCCCCAGUCCUGAAGCACCACCCUAUGGCCGCAUCGCACCAGUGCAAGCACGGUACACCGUGGGUGACCACUAUGUGCUCUCUUGCGACGUUGGAUACGUGCUGCUUGAAAAUGAAAAUGUUGUGAUGUCUUUUGUAGCAGAAUGUCAAAAGAAUGCUUCUUGGAACAAACCCAUGGCAAAGUGCAUCAUUGUUGACUGCGGCCAGCCUGCGGACAUAGACAGCGGCGCCAUUGUGUACCUCACGGGGCCUGAGAAGACAACCUACAGUGCUGCCAUUCAGUACCAGUGUGCAGCCCCCUUCUACACCAUGAGGGCUGACAGCAGCGGUAAAUAUAUAUGCAGUGAUGAUGGAUUUUGGAAGAACACCAAGGGAGAAAUAACACUGCCUGUCUGUGAACCAGUCUGUGGGAUGCAAAGAACUGGAGCUGUAGAACGUAUUUAUGGAGGAAGGAGAGCCAACCCUGGACAAUUUCCAUGGCAAGUGAUGUUAAUUACUGAGCGUGGAGAAUUAGGAGGUGGUUCACUUUUGUAUGACAGCUGGGUUUUAACAGCUGCUCAUGUUGUAGCUGAGCAAAGAAAUCCCUCAACUUUAAAGAUUAAACUGGGGAUUUUGAACAAAUAUUCAGUUCACUAUGAGGAAGUCCAGGCAGAAGAAAUUUUUAUUCACGAAGGUUACAAAAAUGAUCUUGUCAAUUUUGACAAUGAUAUUGCAUUGAUUAAAUUGGAACAUAAAGUCCCCGUGAGUACCACUAUCUCACCCAUUUGUUUACCUGGAAGAGAAGAAAGGUUUCAAAUGAAAGCCAACGACACAGUAACUGUAUCGGGUUGGGGAAGAACUGAAACCAGGAGCUCUUCUGUGGUACUGCUGUACACUGAAUUGAUGAUUAUCAACCAGAAAGUGUGUGCAGAUGCAUAUGCAGGUAAAUCACACAACGGCAACCCUCUUGUGGUAACAGACAACAUGCUGUGUGCUGGAGCUGAGGAAGGGGGCAGAGAUGCCUGCCAUGGCGACAGCGGGGGGCCACUCGUGCUCUUGGAUGUUCAGACCAGAAAAUGGUUUGUUGUUGGUGUUGUGUCCUGGGCUUUAGACUGUGCUGUGGCAGGGCAGUAUGGGGUCUACACCAGAGUAACGAGUUACAUUCCUUGGAUUGAAAGCAUCAUUGCAAAUAACUCUUAGUCGAUUUUUACUGCUAAUUCCUACCAGCUUUUCACUGGUUCUUGGAUUACAUUACGUAGACUAUUUAAAUACUUCAAAAACACAAAAUCCUGCAUGUUUAUUAUUAGGCUCAACUGUUCUUUAAAACAAAACAAAAAAAACGAACACUUGAGCAUCAAUUUUCAUUUUUGUUCUGUCCCAGAAAUUGUUAAAAGACCAUUAAGCAUAUGGCAACUUUGUAAAUUUAAAUAAACUCGAGACUUUUAAUUACUCUUUAAAAACUCAGUAAGAUCUAUUUUGUUUUCUUUUAAAUAGCUUUGUGGAUUCGUGUAGGACUGCGGCAUUACCAGCUAGCUUUGAACGAACACGUCCAGAGAAAGCAGGCAGAGCAGCACCAAGGUACCUUAAACCACUGUAGUGGAUGGGUAGUUGAAGAGUCCCAGUAGCCCUACGUACCUGGGGAGCACACGUACAGAGAAACCUCUCAGGCUCCCUAGGUUACUGCUGUACUGAAGUGCGGCACAGCUGCACAACCGUAACCUUGAAGGCCUUCAUGCUGUCAGCUGUAGAAACCAUUUCUCUUAAUAUAGCUUUAGAACAGAACAAGCUUUCACAUUUGGGUAUAUAAAAUACAUAAUAUCAGUACAGUCAAGAACUACUUGGAAGUAAGAGUUAUGCAUGUUCUGCAGUAAUUGGUUUUUAUCAAGCAUGCCCAAAUGGUAUAUCCUUAUCUGAUAACGUAAAGAGACUGUCUCUCUGUUAUCUCACAUUCUCUUCUGAGCUGAGUUAUUCUAGAAAUACUGAAGCCUUCUUAAAAAAAACAAGACUGACCACUUCAAUAUGUAAUCAAUAGUAUUUUAUUUACUCGCUUAUAAACACUGGAGUAUGCAAAGCAGUUAGAAAAUAGCACUAAAACUUGAAAACUCUUCAAAAACCUUCAACGAUUUUGCUUGAGGGUCAGGAAAGUCUGAAGUUAUCAGAGGACUACUCAGCACCGCCAACCCACCUCUUAAAGCCUAAACCUGGGCUUAAGACAAUUGAAAAAAAUAAAAAUAAAGCCAUGCUAAUCACAAAAACUUACCAUAAAGUUCCUUGCAGGGAUGUCACAGUUAGUCUUUGGAGGUCCAAGAAUACCAUUUUUAAGUGUUACUCAGCAGAAGUAGCUGGUAAUAGUGCAAGUGCUAAAAUGCAAAAUUCACAAUGGUACAGAGUUUGGAUAUUAUUCUGACUUAGGUGCAGAAAAAAAGACUUAAGCAACUUUUUGCAGUGGGAUAUGAACAAGCACAGGAUUAAUUUUCAGCCUGUUUUUUGCAACCCCUCUUCAAACCACUUAAGGUAUACACUGAGAGCCAGCUGAUUUAGUAUUGCAAUUAAAAUGGAAAACUAACAGUAGUGCAGCUGUUUAGAUGGUCUUCUGUUCACAAGCGUUGAUACUCAGUUCUAACUCAAAUCUGUUACAAACUGUGUUAACAUCCACACUGAAGCUGCAUAGCUACAGCACAGUGGUACAUUGCGUAAAAACAUGGAUCAAGCUUUAGUGGGUUGCAAGUGCAAAUAGCUUCAACAAUUCUUCAAGUUCCUACCACCAGAGGAAAUAAUCUUCCAGCAGUUUGCUCUGAAAGAUCCUGCUCUUUGUUAAGAAGCUGCCUCUUAUUUGGCCCUCUGCACUCGCAGUAAAUCCAUUUUUUUUCAGGUAAAGCUUCUGUCAAACUCAUGUACAUUCACUAAUGCUUUAUUUAGCUAGGAAGUCUUUUCUGUGACUAAUUCUGCGUUUAUAGUCGUCUUCUGAGCUGGAAGUGUCACAGAGCCCUACUUCCCACUGGUGGACUGCUCUAAAAAUACACCCCCACAGGAGGUGCUGUGGACGUCAGCACAUCUGACAGUGUUUGUUUCCCCUCCAUCACACUUCUGGUAAGAGCCCCUACUCCUCAAAAUAGAAGUAACUUCCCUUGGUACAGAUGCAAGGUGGAGGGAACUGCUUACCAUUCUAGGUGCGGAUACCCAAACUUGGGGAACUGGAUUUUAAAUAUCUACGUAUCGCUGAGCAAUGCAAAAAUGCAGUGGGUUAAGUUGGGUGUCAGGUAGCGACACGUGGUGGCUCCAUUUGACUUGCCAACUUUUAGAGCAUGCUUAUCUGAAACAAGCUGAAUUGCUGCAAACAAAACUUUACAGAAGUUCAUCUCAAAAGGGUAAAAUUAAUUAACUGCUAUGAAUUCUUUGCAUUCAGGGCUGCAAAACAAAGACACAUAUUACUUAAAUCAGUUUUAUUUAAGAAUUUCCUACAGUGACAAAUCUUAUAAAAAGCAUCCAAACACGGAACUGCAGCAAACAGCAUUCUUAAGGUAUCUUACACAGCAGAGCUUCCACCCUCAAGAGGCACACUGAGCUCACCAGUGAUGUGCUGCAGGAGCUACUGCCACGCGCAUCACAAGCUCAAUGUUCUCAUCGCAAACCCCACCAUCUUCAAUUCACGUUGCCACACUUACAGAUCAUUAACAGAAAAAAAAAACAA
Lagopus muta (rock ptarmigan) is the source of this 9721-nucleotide messenger RNA. RefSeq names its product MBL associated serine protease 2 (gene MASP2). The coding region runs from base 5029 to 7230 and encodes 733 amino acids. Lineage: Eukaryota; Metazoa; Chordata; Aves; Galliformes; Phasianidae. The transcript is spliced from 11 exons. Gene Ontology annotation, cellular component: extracellular region. The record is from RefSeq and is a predicted model, not a curated record. Gene Ontology annotation, molecular function: serine-type endopeptidase activity; calcium ion binding. Gene Ontology annotation, biological process: proteolysis; complement activation.